UAGUUAUCUUAUAUCAUGUUUUGGUUUAGACAUUCAAACAUGACAUUAGGGAAAGCCUUGUUGGUUGGCGCCCUGUCCCUUUUUAUUUACGUUUUCUAUUGCGAGGCAAAAGUUUUCGGUACAACAUGUACUUCUUCAAACGAGAAGACGGUUUGCACUUUAGAAAACAUGGUGUGUGAAAGUGGUGCCUGUGCUUGCAAGGCCGGAUACAACGGGGAUGAAACUUGCAGCAAAAUAAUUGGAGGUAAUUGUAAAACAAGCAACACAUGCCCUGGUGAUGCAAAUGCUGUGUGCCAAAGUGGAAAAUGUGCUUGCAAAGCAGGCCACGAAGAGAAGGAAAGCGUUUGUACAAAGAUAAUUGGAGUUAAUUGUAAAACAGGCAACACAUGCCCUGGUGAUGCAAAUGCUGAGUGCAAAAAUGGAAAAUGUGCUUGCAAAGCAGGCCAUAUGGAGAAGGAUAGCGUUUGUACAAAAGUAAUCGGAGGAAAUUGCAAUGCAGGCAGUACUUGUCCUGGUGAUGCUAAUGCAGUGUGUACAAGUGGCAAAUGUGUUUGCAAAUUGGGUUACGAAGAAAAGGAUAGCGUUUGUACAAAAACUGUAGCGGGAGUUAGUUGCUCAUCAGAUAAAACAGCAUGUGGAUCCAUUGAAAAUGCUGCCUGUGAUACAAACACAAAUAAAUGUAAAUGCAACCCUGAUUACACGAUGCAUUUUGUCAAAUGUGAACCAAAGAACUCUGCUACAAUGAUGGAAAUCUGCACUAUCUCACUAAUGCUAUCUGUGUUGACCACAUGCCUUAUUGUCUUGAUCUAAAAGUAUCAAAAAUAACUGCCCUAACAGAAAUCUUGGAUCAUUGUGUACAAGUGUCAACAAAGAUAAAAACUGUAUUUGUAAAAAUAUACAGUGACGUUAUGAUAUGUCCAAGCUUUAUAUUCAAUAUAAUGUUAGCCAAAUUUCAGUUUUUUUAGGAUACACUGUGUAGAAACUUCUUUCUAUGAUGGCAAAAGUAUACAAGUUGAAUUGUAAAACUUUUCAAAAUCAAAAGUAAAAAAAAUAUUGUAAUCACAAUACCCAUACAAUUAUAUAGGCUUGUUGUAGAUAAAACAGUCUUUCCAUUUCUACACUGUGAAUAAAUUCCUCUUAUCGCAUUUCAGUAUCAAUGGUGUUUGACUUCGAAUUUAUAUAAACGCUUGUUAUUUGUA
Ruditapes philippinarum (Manila clam) is the source of this 1199-nucleotide messenger RNA. RefSeq names its product cell death abnormality protein 1-like. The record is from RefSeq and is a predicted model, not a curated record. Lineage: Eukaryota; Metazoa; Mollusca; Bivalvia; Venerida; Veneridae. The transcript has 9 exons. The coding region runs from base 16 to 810 and encodes 264 amino acids.